Rodentolepis nana is the source of this 216-nucleotide messenger RNA. The record is from the annotation of a GenBank genome assembly. NCBI's taxonomy places the organism in Eukaryota, Metazoa, Platyhelminthes, Cestoda, Cyclophyllidea, Hymenolepididae.
AUGGAUGUCGAAAAGCAUGCGAAUCAUGUUUCUUCUACAGCGGCUUCCCUUCUGACCCAAUUAUCAGGACAGCUACAGGAAUUAACAACUUCCAACACAGCCUCCCUACAGAAACAACCCGGGCCCAUCAAUGGAAACGGCGGUCAGGUUCAAAAUGAGUCAAUGGAAUUUGAUUUACCUGCCCCACCUUCACCAGAUAUGCUAGAUGUUCGCUAG